AGACGCCGCACCACACACAUGACGUCGCGGAAACCAGAGAAGCGCAAGCAGCGACGGACACGGGAGAACGAUGACGACGAUGAUUCAGAGGAGUACCAAGUUGGAGCGGCUCUGUCUGCAUAUAAGAAGCAGAAGGAGCAAGGCGCAGCCGGUGGUGAUGCAGCGGACGACAAGGUAGACGACGACCAGGUCGCAAAGGAAGCGUUCGAAGAGCGCUUGCGCGCCAAGGACGAAGAGUUUCGGAAUCGCCGCAAGAAGUUCAAAGAGGAGUCCCUAGAUGCCAACGAGAUCCGUGAAUUGGCGACACGAGGUGCUGUGUCGGACAAGCAGCGAGACGAGCGGCUGGACGAGAUCAAGCUGGCGCAACGACGCAAGUACUUGGAACAGCGCGAAGAAAAGCUCAAGAAGCUCGUGGAGUCGUCGAUCAAGGACGAGCAUUUGCUGUUUGGUGACGAGAACCUCACCGAGAAGGAGCGCAAGCAGCUCGAAUUGAACGAAACCAUCUUGGCGAUUCAAAAAGCUAAGGCCAAGGGCGACAAAACGUUGGGGUACCAGAUCCCGGACGCGGCCGACCAGUACGACGAGAACGGCGACCGCGUCGUAAAGAAGGAUGAACUGUACGACGACGACGACGACGAGGAAGAGGUCAAGACGGAACAGGAGCGAUGGGAGGAAACGCAGCUCAAGAACGCGACGCGGCAGGGUCUGUACGGCGCCAAGGACCGCGCGCCCGAUGAAACGUUCGAGUUUGAGUUUGACGACCAGAUUGAGUUCAUCUCCCAGCGACUCAUGGCGGGCGAGAACGUCACCCCGGCCGACAUCAAGGACGCGCGCAAGGCCGCGGACGAACACAAGCACCUGGACAUGCAGGAGAGCCGCAAGCGGCUGCCCAUCUACGCGUACCGCGACGUGCUGCUUGAAGCCGUGCGCGAUCACCAGGUGAUCAUCAUGGUGGGGGAAACUGGCAGUGGCAAGACGACCCAAGUGCCCCAGUACCUCCACGAAGUCGGGUAUUCGCAGUUGGGCAAGAUCGGGUGCACGCAGCCGCGGCGCGUCGCGGCCAUGAGUGUAGCCGCCCGUGUCGCGCAAGAGAUGAACUGCAAGCUCGGCAACGAAGUCGGGUACAGCAUUCGGUUUGAAGACUGCACCAGCGACAAGACUGUGGUCAAGUACAUGACGGACGGGAUGCUUCUCCGUGAGUUUCUUACCGAGCCCGACCUCAAGUCGUACUCUGUCAUGAUCAUCGACGAAGCGCACGAGCGCACGCUGAGCACAGACAUCUUGUUUGGGCUCAUCAAGGACAUAUCGAGGUACAGAUCCGACCUCAAAGUGAUCAUUGCGUCCGCGACGCUGGAUGCGGAGAAAUUUAGCGUGUACUUUGACAACUGCCCGAUCGUCAAGAUCCCCGGACGUAUGUUUCCCGUCGACAUUUUGUACACGCGGGCACCCGAGGCCGACUACCUAGACGCCGCCAUCGUCACGGUACUCCAGCUGCACAUCACACAGCCCCUGGGGGACAUUCUCGUGUUUCUCACUGGCCAAGAAGAGAUUGAAACCGCCGAGGAGAUGCUGCUGUUCCGCACACGGGGGCUUGGGUCCCGCAUCCGGGAGCUGCUGAUCCGACCCAUCUACUCGACGCUGCCGUCCGAGCGCCAGGCCCAAGUAUUCGAGACAACUCCCCCCGGGGCCCGCAAGGUUGUGCUCGGCACCAACAUUGCCGAAACCUCAUUGACCAUCCCCGGCAUUUGCUACGUGAUCGACGCCGGCUUUUGCAAACAAACCAAUUACAACCCCCACACGGGCAUGGAGUCGCUGCUCGUGAUGCCAAUCAGCCAAGCGAUGGCCAACCAGCGCGCCGGUCGCGCUGGCCGCACAGAGCCCGGCAAGUGCUUUCGACUGUACACGGCGUGGUCAUAUCAGCACGAACUGGACGAGACCACCGUGCCCGAGAUCCAGCGCACGAACCUCACGUCCGUGGUGCUACUGAUGAAAUCGCUCGGGAUCAACGACUUGCUGCACUUUGACUUUAUGGACCCACCGCCGGAGAAGUCGCUUAUCCGGGCGCUGGAGCAGCUGUACGCCCUGAGCGCACUGAACGACCGCGGCGAGCUAACCAAACUCGGGCGGCGGAUGGCGGAAUUCCCCCUCGACCCGAUGAUGUCCAAGGCCUUGCUGGCGUCGGAAACGUAUGGCGUCGUGGAGCAAGUCCUGACGGUGUGUGCGAUGCUGAGUGUGAACAACACCAUCUUUUACCGACCCAAGGACAAGGCCGUGCAUGCCGACAACGCUCGGCUCAACUUUGCGCGGGGCGGCGGUGGCGACCACAUUUCGCUCAUGAACGUGUACAAUCAGUGGGCAGAGACACAGUACUCGACGCAGUGGACGUACGAAAACUUUGUAGUCGCGCGAGCGCUCAAGACAGCGCGCGACGUCCGCGACCAGCUCGCCGCCCUCUGCGACCGCGUCGAGAUUGAAAAGUCGUCCAACGAGCAAAACACGGAAGGCGUGCGCAAGGCGCUGUGUGCCGGGUACUUUUACAACACGGCGAAACUGGAUUCGUCGGGUGCGUACAAGACCAUCAAGCAGACGCACACGGUGCACAUCCACCCGUCUUCCGUGCUGAUUAAGCUCGAAGAGAUGCCGCGGUGGGUCGUGUACCACGAGCUCGCGUUCACGUCGAAAGAAUACAUGCGCCAAGUGAUUCCCAUCAAGGGCGAGUGGCUUGUCGAGAUUGCGCCCCAUUAUUACAAAGCUAGGGAAGUCGAAGACUCCACCAACAAGAAAAUGCCCAAGUUGAUUGGCAGGGCGUCGUAAACAGCGAGGAGGCAAAAAUAUCACUAUGUAGUUUUGGGGAUUCGUGGUAUGGUAGUACUAGUAGUACAGUACUUACCAUUUUGCGGUUAAUUUCGAAAAAUAUCGGGUACUAUUAUAUUUCGUGGAAUCCCAUUUAACAUGGAGCUUG
Messenger RNA from Aphanomyces astaci, 2962 nucleotides. RefSeq lists its product as hypothetical. The record is from RefSeq and is a predicted model, not a curated record. Bases 19 to 2814 code for a protein of 931 amino acids. Gene Ontology annotation, cellular component: catalytic step 2 spliceosome; intracellular anatomical structure. Gene Ontology annotation, molecular function: ATP binding; RNA binding. The transcript has a single exon. NCBI's taxonomy places the organism in Eukaryota, Oomycota, Saprolegniomycetes, Saprolegniales, Verrucalvaceae.